This is a messenger RNA of Lachancea dasiensis, 987 nucleotides long. The record is from the annotation of a GenBank genome assembly. Lineage: Eukaryota; Fungi; Ascomycota; Saccharomycetes; Saccharomycetales; Saccharomycetaceae.
AUGGCCCUCGACAUUACGAAGGAUACACUGGCAGGCUUCAGGGCUGUCAAGACUUUCAAGCCCGGUGACAAUGACGUGGCUCCUGUAACGUCGCUCAAUUUCGACGAUCAUGGUCGAUAUCUACUUACUGCGUCUGCUAACGACAACAUGCACCUUUACGACGCCAUGAACUGUAGGUUCAUUAGUACUGUUGCUUCCAAGAAAUAUGGGUGCCAUUCGGCCAAGUUCACACACUCGCAGAACGAGUGCGUGUAUUCGUCCACGAUGAAAAGUUUCGACAUACGCCAUCUAAAUCUGGAAACUAACCAGUAUCUGCGGUAUUUCACAGGCCAUGGAGCACUGGUGAGUGAUCUGGAGAUGAGUCCGCUCAACGACACGUUUUUGUCGGCGUCGUACGACGAGUCGGUACGACUAUGGGAUCUGCGUACCUCCAAAGCCCAGGCUAUCGUUCCAAGCCUGGUACCCAAUUGCAUUGCUUAUGACCCUAGCGGACUUGUAUUUGCUCUGGGUAACCCAGAAAAUCAUGAAAUUGGCCUAUAUAAUAUCAAGCAGUUGAAGAAUGGACCCUUCCUUGUCAUCAAAGUAAAUCCCAGCUUCCAUCAAUGGUCAAAAAUCGAGUUUUCAAACGACGGCAAGUAUAUUUUGCUUGCAUCAUCGGCGGGGAAGCACCUUAUCCUUGAUGCCUUCGAUGGCUCUCAGCUAUUUGAACUUUCGGGAACUCGGCCCUUCCCGCUCCGAGAAUUCAUGGAUGCAGGUUCAGCAUGCUUCACCCCAGAUGGCGCCUACACGCUCUGCACUGAUUACUCGGGCAAGGUAGCCAUCUACAACCACUCUGAAUCCAUUAGCGGUAAGACUCUCAAGCCCUGUGCAUCAAUUGUUGCCGCUCCGGACUCCUGUCCCAGGACCAUUGCAUUCAACCCAAAAUACAGCAUGUUCGUCGUAGCUGAUGAAAGUGUUGAUCUAUACGUUUUCGAUAAACCUACGUAG